AUGGCGUACCAGCAAGGCUAUGGCACGCCAGUGUCAGAUUCAUCACAGACCCCGACCACAAAUGGAUACGUCGACGUCCCGAACCCUUUCACAGACCGCCUCAAGGGUUUGCAGAGUCAGGAGGAGAGACGCUUGUUUGACCUGGUCGACCGACUCAAGGACCUCGACGUGAACAGAGAGCUCCAAUUGCCCCAGCUGGUCGUCUGUGGGAGCCAGUCGUCCGGCAAGAGUUCCGUCCUCGAGGCCAUCAGCGGCUUGUCAUUUCCAAGGGGAGAGUUUACUUGUACCAAAUUCGUGACCGAACUUCGGUUUCGUCCAGGAAAUGUCGAAUCAAUCAAUAUCGAGAUAGUGCCCGACACAGCACGGAAUCCUGACGACCAGGCCCGCCUCAGAAAUGCCAGGUUCAAAUCCAGGAGAUUGGCCGAGCUGGGCCAGAUUGUCAAGGAAGCCGAAAAAUGGCUGUUGGGCGGUCGUGGAGGGUUUGCGACUGACGUGCUCAAGGUCGAGGUUGUCAGGCCACAUCAGCAGCCGCUGACUCUGAUUGACACCCCCGGGCUGAUAGCCUCGCACAACGAAGGCCGCGAGUAUAUUGACAUGGUCCGCCGCAUCGUGGAUGACUGGAUCCAGCAACCACGCACUCUGAUCCUGGCCGUCGUAGAGGCCAACCUUGACCCGCAAAAGCAGUCCGUCCUCACCAUCGCCAAAGAAGUCGAUCCCACAGGAGAGCGGACCUUUGGCAUCAUCACAAAGCCGGAUCUCGUCGAGUCGCCGUCGGGCUUGGAGGACUUCUGGGUCAAGAAAGCCCGGAAUGGCGCGGAUAGCACGGCCGAAUUCAACUUUGCCAAGGGCUGGCAUGUCCUUCGCAAUCGUGGCGUGCGCGAAACCGGAAACGAGACCUCGACGGCCGAGAGAGACGAAGCUGAACGCAUGUUCUUCAUGUCUCCCGAGCGCAAAUGGAGUCAGGUCGACCAAGCAUACUGGGGCAUUGACUCCCUCCAAGGCCGUCUGAGAAGCAUCUACUACGACCACACCCGGCGGCAGCUCCCGAUCAUCCAGGACGACAUUUUACACCGGCUCCAGAAGGCCAUGAGGGAAGUAGAUGGCAUCAACGAGAAGCUGGCAGAUGCCGACGAGAUCUGGGGUAAAUUCAGUGAAGAGCGCACGGGUCUGGCCGUGCAGGCCAAAGGGUGCGUGGACGGCACUUACCUGGACGGCGCGGCCGACUGGCAAGACGCUCCCGACUACUACCUGCGGGCUCGGAUCGAAGAGGAUCACGACGAGUUUGCGCGCGAAGUGGAACUGAACGGCCACGGCCUGCGUCAAGCAAAAUCCGCGCGCAGCCUCACCGAGGACAGGGACGGCUUCCGCGCCUAUGUACAGCAAAUGCUCGAGUCGACCCGCGGCCGUGAGUUGAAGGGCAGCUAUGAUCCGAAUCGGCUGAAUUUGCUAUUCCGAAAGCACUCGGAACCCUGGUACGGCAUUGCCAGGAUGCAUCUGGACCACGCCCACCGUCGAUGCGUCGUGUUUGUCGAGCACAUUGUCGAUAAUGUGCUGCGGAAGGAGCUCCCCGCACUUCCGGCGCGAGUCUCGCAAGCCAUUAAAGACCAUCUAUACCAGGCGCUUGAGAUGCAGAAGAAAAAGGCCGAAGACGAACUCAAGGCCAUCGAGCAAGAUCGAAAACAGCCCGCGCAGACAGAGAGUAAACGCUUUGAGAGGCUGGCACGACAAUUGAAGGCGAACAAGACCUUCGCUCUGGUCAACCGUGUGGCGGAGGAGGAGUACCCGUACAUGGCAAAUGCGUCGUCACCAACAAGAACAGAGAACCCAAACGAGAGGGAGAUCAGGCCGCCACCAGCUACUCCUGGGAGCGCCACACGAUUUACCCCAGCACAUGUCGAGCGGGUUCUGGCUCAGGACAGCCGUGCCGAGUCAGCGGAAGAGAUUGGCCAAAGGAUGAUCAUUUACUACGAGAUCGCACGCGAAGUCUUCAUCGACAACGUCGUUGUCCAGGUCGUCGAGCGACAUCUUCUACGGCCGCUGCAUAAGCUGUUCCAGGGCGACUUUGGCGUUGACAAGGACGCCUUCACGCGCGCGGUGGAUGCUGAGAGGGACCAGAACCUGACGGCUAGGAGGAACGCGUUGAAUGAGAGGGUCAAGCGGUUAAGGACCUUUGCUGACCAGCUGCGUGCCAUUUGA
Messenger RNA from Fonsecaea multimorphosa CBS 102226, 2196 nucleotides. RefSeq lists its product as uncharacterized. Lineage: Eukaryota; Fungi; Ascomycota; Eurotiomycetes; Chaetothyriales; Herpotrichiellaceae. The record is from RefSeq and is a predicted model, not a curated record. Gene Ontology annotation, cellular component: microtubule; membrane; cytoplasm. The transcript has 3 exons. Gene Ontology annotation, molecular function: GTP binding; GTPase activity; microtubule binding. Bases 1 to 2196 code for a protein of 731 amino acids.